This is a messenger RNA of Porites lobata, 365 nucleotides long. The record is from the annotation of a GenBank genome assembly. NCBI's taxonomy places the organism in Eukaryota, Metazoa, Cnidaria, Anthozoa, Scleractinia, Poritidae.
AUGACAUUUCCAACCACAGAAGAAGUCAACUUUGCCCUCCGGUUUGAAACUUUUGACCUGCUACCCUAUGGCAAAGAGUCAAGCUGCAAUUCUAAAAAUAUCCUUGAAGGCUACGUCAGUACAAAGACCGGUUAUCGUUUGCCAAAUGUCCACACCUUACAUAACCAGGUUCACAUAGUCGUGGGUGGAGCCAUGGGAGAUGUAUCUUCUGCGUCAAACGACUUCAUCUUUCCUCUUCAUCAUUCCUUUGUGGAUCGUAUUUAUGAGAAAUGGCUUCGCAAGUUCGACAAUGCACUCAUCGGACACAACAAAGAUGACGUCAUUGUAGCACUUUAUCCUGUGUAUACUCAUCAACAGAUGUUUAA